Pyrgilauda ruficollis (rufous-necked snowfinch) is the source of this 959-nucleotide messenger RNA. Its product is annotated as phosphatidylinositol 5-phosphate 4-kinase type-2 gamma-like. Bases 30 to 959 code for a protein of 309 amino acids. Gene Ontology annotation, molecular function: phosphatidylinositol kinase activity. The record is from RefSeq and is a predicted model, not a curated record. The transcript has 8 exons. Lineage: Eukaryota; Metazoa; Chordata; Aves; Passeriformes; Passeridae. Gene Ontology annotation, biological process: phosphatidylinositol metabolic process.
CAUCCCUGGGCUCCAUCUCCCGCUAUCCCAUGUCCCCAUCCCCCCACUCGGGGGUCCACGGGGGUCUCCCCAUUCCCGGGGGUCCCACCGCCCCUCCCCAGAUCAACGAGCUGAGCCAGGUGCCGCUGCCCGUGAUGCUGCUGCCCGACGACUUCAAAGCCAGCUCCAAGAUCAAGGUCAACAAUCACCUGUUCAACAGGGAGAACCUGCCCAGCCACUUCAAGUUCAAGGAGUACUGUCCCCAGGUGUUCCGCAACCUGCGCGAGCGCUUCGGCGUCGACGACCAGGACUACCAGGUUUCCCUGGCGCGCAGCCCCCCGCGCUGGGCGGGCAGUGGGCACCGCCUGCUGCUCUCGGCUGACCGCACGCUGGUGCUGAAGGAGCUGUCGAGCGAGGACGUGGCCGAUGUGCACGGGCUGCUGUGCCACUACCACCAGUACGUGGUGCAGUGCCACGGGCAGACGCUGCUGCCGCGGUUCCUGGGCAUGUACCGGGUGAGCGUGGACAGCGAGGACACCUACCUGCUGGUCAUGAGGAACCUGUUCAGCCACCGCCUGCCCGUGCACAGGAAGUACGACCUGAAGGGCUCCCUCGUGGACCGAGAGGCCAGUGACAAGGAGAAGGGCAAGGAGCUGCCCACCCUGAAGGACGUGGAUUUCCUCAACAAGAACGAGAAGGUGUUCGUGGAGGAGGAGCAGCAGCGCGACUUCAUGGACAAGCUCAAGCGGGACGUGGAGUUCCUGGUGCAGCAGAAGCUGAUGGACUACAGCCUGCUCCUGGGCAUCCACGAGGUGGAGCGGGGCGAGCAGGAGGAGGAGGAGGAGCUGGAGGAAGAGGAGCUCGGGGGGGGCGAUGACGGGGGGCUGGGGGGCCCCUAUGGCACCUCCCCGGAGGGUCUGGGGGGGCUCCUCAACUCCUACCGGCCCCUGGGGCCCGGCGAGUUCGACCCCUGCGUGUGA